Messenger RNA from Tachysurus vachellii, 2845 nucleotides. It is a transcript of the gene dclre1b, whose product is annotated as DNA cross-link repair 1B. Gene Ontology annotation, biological process: interstrand cross-link repair; protection from non-homologous end joining at telomere; double-strand break repair via nonhomologous end joining. The transcript has 4 exons. NCBI's taxonomy places the organism in Eukaryota, Metazoa, Chordata, Actinopteri, Siluriformes, Bagridae. The record is from RefSeq and is a predicted model, not a curated record. The coding region runs from base 542 to 2263 and encodes 573 amino acids. Gene Ontology annotation, molecular function: 5'-3' DNA exonuclease activity; damaged DNA binding.
GCCAACGGGAACACAGCGAGGUGAUGUUAUGCACGUGGAUUGUGUUUUGUUUGUUUGUUUAAUUGUUUUUUGUUUUUUUUUUAAACACACUUAAAAUACUAUCCGGGUGUUUUAGAUCGCGAAUACAUGGUUCUGGUUAUCUGGCUAGUUUAAACAAAGCUGUGUUUUCACCCUACGGCACUGUUAGCUACGAUAGCUAGCUAGCAUAAUAGCACAUCUGACCGCCUUUUUAUUUAUUAUUAUUAUUAUUUUAGUAAUUCAUAUCUCAAUAGUGUUAUAUAAAUAAAAUAUUUCUAUUCAGGCGUCAAAACUACGGAUAAGUACAGCUAAGUACAGAAAUGUUUUUUUGUUGACUAGCCGAAGCCUGUAUUUAUUGUCAUGUUAAAAUUGAUGUUAAAAUCCAUAAGUUACUAUGACAACGCUAGGGAAGUUAACAUCUGGUAGAGUCAGUGAGAUAUAAACAACUGAGUAUAGAGUAAAUGCACUACUCAGAAGCGCACACUUGUGUAAACUCUUGAGGUUUUUCCAAGUAGCAGAGGAGAUGAAUGGGAAAGUUAUUCCCUACACCCCUAUGGCUGUGGACUGCUGGCAGCUCAGAAAGUGCAGCCACGUCCGGCUUUUCUUCCUCUCACACAUGCACUCAGAUCACACAUCUGGACUCACAUCCACCUGGAGCCACCGACCCAUAUACUGCUCUCCUCUCACCGCAAAGCUCCUCACACUCAAACUACAGGUGAACGAAAAAUGGAUCCGGCCUCUGGAGGUUGGGGAGCCACACAUGUUGCCCCUGGAUGACAUUGGGAAGGAAAAAUUGACUGUUACGCUUAUUGAUGCCAACCAUUGUCCUGGGGCUGUUAUGUUUUUUUUCGAGGGCUACUUUGGCACUAUUCUUUACACUGGUGACUUUCGGUACACUCCAUCGAUGCUUCGUGAGCCGUGUCUCAGGAACAAUACUACUAUUGAUGUGCUUUAUUUGGACAACACUAACUGUGACCCAACACGUUCAAUUCCUACUCGCCAGCGAGCCUGUCAGCAGAUGAAGGAGAUUAUACGAAGCCACCCAAACUACACCGUGGUCAUCGGCAUGUAUGCUCUAGGAAAAGAGUCUCUGAUCGUAGAGUUGGCGCUGGAGUUUAAGACCUGGGUGGAGGUAGAUGUGGAGCGUCUGCAGACACUACGGUUGCAGGAGCUGCCUGAUGUGUUCAGCACAGAGCCAGGCUCGGGGCGUUUCCGUGUCGUUGCUCAAUCCGAGAUCACUGCGUGCAAUCUUUUGACCUGGAAUAAGGAGCAUCCUACCAUCGCCAUACUGCCCACCAGCCGCCCAGUGGUCUCCUGCCACCCUAAUGUCCACGUCGUGCCCUACUCGGACCACUCCUCCUACCAGGAGUUGGAGGACUUUGUUUCAGCUUUGCGUCCUCUCUCACUGGUGCCGAUUGUGGGCAGCUGCAUGCCAAACCUCUCUCAUUUGUGCCAACGCAAGAAGCGACAUGAGGUGAUGAUACCCGAAUCAGUACAGCACUACAUGAGGUCAAAGCCUAAUAAUCAGCUGUUUACUUUCAGAAGAAACAUUCAUCAUCAUUCUUUGCACACAGUGGUUCAAGGGGUUGUGUUCGAGUCACCUGGAAAGAAUCCCAGCCUCCCUAGCCAUAAUGCUGAGGAAGAUUCAGAUACUGUGGAGGCAGACAUUGAUUUUGAACUGGAUGAAAACUCUGACUGCAUUCUGUUAGACAUGAGCACAGACCUCGUGCAUGAUGUUAAUAUUCAGCACCCUAAGAGUUUGAUUAGGAUCAUGUCAGAGGAUGAAACCACGAUUGACAGUCUCCCUCUAGAUGAGACCGAUUCCCCCGUUUCUCUUUAUAAUAAUAGCACCAGCAGAACCACACCUUUACCCUGUGAUAGAGUUACUGCUGUGACCCACAAAAGUCCCAGGAAGAAGAGCCCUGAAAUGGGAAACAUUAACUCUAGAGUGAUGUGCUCAUCAAUGGACAGCAUUAGUCUUCAUGACAGCAGUUGUGUAAUUACUUUAGCAGCUUUAACACCAUCUGAAACACAUCCUGAUUCAUCAGAAGCAUUCGAAACAGUCGACAGAGAGAAAGCAGAGCAAUGGCUUCUCAACAACUUCACUAUUCCAGAGGAAGAACUCACAUGUCGAUACGGAGUCGUUCGAGGCCUACACGAGGUGUAUCCACUAACGCCAAUCAAUAUGCCAAACGCUGAGGGUGAUCUGUUUGAGGCUGCGAUACAGAGAUUCAAAUCCAAAUAGGUACCUAAAUCAUUUAGGAUAGGGAUCUCUUAGACACUUUGAUUUCAGUGAAAACCUGAAGCCCUUUACUGACAAGACUGUAGACCCCGAUUUACAACAUGGACGAUAGCGUAUAAGAUAACAAGAGUGAAGCAUGCAGUUGAAAAGUGUGUGUGAACGUGAUGUUAAUGUAACAUGAUGUGUUUUAUUAAUUAUACUCACCGUUUGUCUUUAUUUAAAUCCGAUCUUGAGAAAGCUAAGGAAGCAGAACUUUUUUCUUCUGCUUAAUCCAAGCCUUUGUGUUGAUUCUACCACAGUAACAGCCACUACACUCUCUUCAGUUUUCCAAUACAACUUGCUUAAUUUACAGUUAUUUACAUCAAGUUGUAAAACUCUUCUCUAGUGUGUUCAGUAUUUUUUUGCUUAUUAUGGUAUAUGUAGCACUUUAAACCAUGUUCCUUCCUACUGCAGCAUCUUGCAUUGAGUUCUUGUUUUAUAAAACCAAAUCCAUUAUGUGUCUUGUUAUUAUGCCUAAGUGAGUGUUAACUGAUUGUCUUUUUAAAAGUAUGGAAACCAUUAUUGUAUUAAAAUAUUAAGAAAUAA